Messenger RNA from Boeremia exigua, 761 nucleotides. RefSeq lists its product as uncharacterized. The record is from RefSeq and is a predicted model, not a curated record. The transcript has a single exon. Bases 185 to 664 code for a protein of 159 amino acids. NCBI's taxonomy places the organism in Eukaryota, Fungi, Ascomycota, Dothideomycetes, Pleosporales, Didymellaceae.
CAGUACGCCUCGUGCCGUUCCGCGACGAGAAAGGCAACCCGAUGAUCAAGGCUUCGGUUGAUCUCUCAACGAGUGGACAGCGUCAUCCGGACCAUUUUGGGUGUGGUCUGUCGUCCGGGCCGUAGUUGAGGCUUCGGCGCAUCCUGCCCGACCCAACCAGUCGGUCCAUCAGCCUCUGGUCUACAUGCGAGCACCUUCGACGUUAUGGCUUCUUCUUUGGAUUCUCCGAGGAUAUCCGCACCCACACUCUGCUCACGAGUGCUCGUCGUUGCGUCGUAACCAAGACAGCAAGUGCGACCGUGCCUCCAACAUCAAAAAAGGACGCCUACGAGAUACCCGCAGUAAAGGACUUCGGCACUUGCUUUCGUGUUGCAAGAAAGACGAAAAUAAGUACUGCCAAUGUGUGAAACCGUAUAGUACAAGUAGAACGUUUCCAGCCGUUUCAAGGCCAGCCUACUCCUCCUAUCCACUCUCGAACCUACAGAGCUCCUUCAAACCUAACCUAACAGCCUCCGUCAAAGCUAAGUAUCAACGCUCCGUAGUCCAGUACCUGCACCGCAGCAGACGAACCCACAUCCUCACCAUAAUCCCCACUACCCUCUCCCUCCAGCCCCCACAACAAUCCGCACGUAUCCCGAUCGCCCCACCGCCCACACACCCCUAGCGUCCAGCAAAAAAACCCGCUUCAACAUCAAAAAAAUCCACUCCAGCGUCCAGAUUCCAACCUCCCGCCGCACCCCAAAUCCCAAGCACAUGAACAU